Acaulospora morrowiae is the source of this 2139-nucleotide messenger RNA. NCBI's taxonomy places the organism in Eukaryota, Fungi, Glomeromycota, Glomeromycetes, Diversisporales, Acaulosporaceae. The record is from the annotation of a GenBank genome assembly.
AUGUCAGAAUCAUCGAAUGAUGUCAGAACAGUGACCAGUAUUCCGAAUAUAAAAAUCGGAGUGCAAGAUGUAUACAGAUCGGCAACAAGUGUGUUGCCGCUAGCAUCGAUUCUUUCGAAAAGCACAUCAAUCGUAACCGAUUCAAUAGCACCAUUCAUUCCGUUGAUAGCCGAUAUUUCAAUUAUAGUUCAGGAGAUUGUUAACCUUUAUCAAGUGGCCGAACAUAACAAACGAAUAUGUGGUGCAUUGCUUUCUCGUGCUACAGCUGCCGAGACCGCCGUCAGAGAUUUACAGAUACGAAGACUAGAAAAUGAAUCACUCUUUAGGUCAAAAGAGUAUUACAAGAACUUUCAAAAACUUUUGGUGACAAUUGGAAAUAUCAAAAGAUUCAUCAAAGAGGUUUCGCAAAUUAAAGGAUUGAGGAGAUUUUUGAUGGCCAACUCCAUUGAACAAGGAUUUAAAGACAUAACGGAGGAGUUUGAUGGAUUGAUGAGGGUUUUGAACUUUUCGAUGGCUGUUCAAAAUUCAGUCCAGAUGGAAGAAGAUCGAAAGGUUUUAGAACAUGAUGUUGCUGAGAUGAACAAGUAUCUCGAUGAGAUCGAAGGUGGCAUAGCGGAUCAAGUAUCUGGCAUAAACGCUAAAUUGGAUGAUAUCACACAAUGGAAUAUUGCUUGGCAAAAUAAAUUGCUUUCAAACAACGAGGAAAUACUCACGGCAGCCACCAUCCCAAUCUCGGAAAUUCAUGAUCCUUCAGAUCCUGUAAAGAGAGGUGCCAAGGUUUAUAAGAAAAUUCGCAAAGGAGAAGAGGUAGCAAUCAAAGAAAGAGUUUCCGCGUUGGAAGAAAAGGAACACCUUAACGAUAUUCUUAGUCAAGUCACCAUCCUCAAAAAGCUCAAGGAAUCACAAUACAUCGUCAGAUUUUAUGGAUUUGUCAAAGAUAAUGAUGUCAUGUAUAUGGUGAUGGAAUGGUGCGAAAAUGGAAAUCUACAAGAGUUUUAUAAGAGAUCACUCACCUGGCAUCAAAAAUCUCAAAUUGCUGUCGAUAUCAGUCGAGGGUUAACCUUUCUACAUACCGUUUCCAUACUCCACCACGACAUCCGUUCCGAGAACAUAUUAAUCACUCAACAUCAGCAGGCCAAAAUCGCUAAUUUCAGUCUAAGUCGUCAUGUUACGGAUCAAACCAAGAAUGUGGGACCAACCAUGAAUACCAUCAGAUGGAUGGCACCUGAAAAAUUAAGAGAUCAUGUGGACAAUCCUUAUACUGUUAAAUGCGAGAUUUAUAGUAACAGUUUUGGAAUGCUUCUAUGGGAAAUUGCCGAAGAAAAGUUACCCUUUCAAGAAUAUAAUGAUAUUAUUCAAAUUUAUAAUCUGGUCGUUAAACAAAGGAUAAGGCCUACAUUUAGUCUAGGCGUCCCCUUGGAAUGGUCAAGAAUUGCACACCAGGCCAUGCAGGAUAAUCCAAAUGCGAGGCCACUGCUCAAAGAUAUAUUCAUGACCUUAAAUGGUAUUCAUCAAAUUUAUCAACCAAAGAAAUCCCCUUCUCAGUCACCAACUAUACCUCCAACGGUCGAUGACUUGCCCGAUGAUGAUGAUCUGUCCAUAGACAUGACAGACUUUGAAAUUUGUACGAUGAGCGUACGAGAGGCAAUCGCCGAACACAAGAAAAAAGAUGGUGAUAAAUUAAAAGCAUGGAAAGCGUUUAGUCAACAUGCAGAAUUCGGUGAUAUGUUGGCGAGAUAUUGGAAGGGUUAUUAUCUAUAUUAUGAUUUAUGCCCAAUAGAAGAUCCAUCAGACCAGAACUCAAGAAAAGAACGCCUCAGGCAAGCCGUUGAGUUUUUCAAGGAAGCCGCGGGUACCGGAUUAGCCGGUUUACAUUUUGCUGUAGAUGCCCAACUUCGAUAUGGACAUUGUUUGUGGUCAGGAGAGGGUGUAAAGAAAGACAUUAAGGAAUCUAUCAAGUACUUUACAUGGGCAGCAGAGAAUGGUAACUAUACUGCUUUAUACAAUAUAGGCAAUAUAUACUACAACGGGAUUGGAGCUCCAAAGGAUGAGGAGAAGGGAAUUCGGUAUCUAAGAUUGGCGGCUUUAUCGGGACAACCAAAAGCUCUGGCAAUGUGCAAAGCCAAGGGGAUAACAUUG